ACAUAUGUACAUACAUUUGUAUACGCUAAAUUCUAAAGUGAAUUUUGAAAGAAUUUUUAGUGCAGCGCUUGCAUUGGCUUAAGAAAAGCAGCAGUCGCGGGAACCCUCCAGGAAAAAAACACGUGAGAUACGCAGGCUGAAAGUUUGUUUGGCGACGGAUUGAAAAAAAUCGAUUUUUGUGCGUGAGCAAGACACGGAAAAAGUGCGCGCAAGGCGGCGGAGCUAUUUAAAAAUAUAUACUUCACACAUACACACACAUAUACACUAAGAGAGACGCACGUCAACACAAGUCAAUUGCAAUUUGUUUGUGAAAUUUCCAAAAACUAAACCAAAAACUGCGUUAUUAUUAAGCAUGGAGACAGCAAAUAUACGCUUCAACGCGCUGCCUCAAGCCCCCAGCUGCGGGAGCCACAGUGUCGGCGAAUGCAGAAGCAACAACUGCAGCAGCAAGCUGGCCGACGCCAAAGAGCCGGUCGCUGCGCCCGCCACUGUGCUGCUGGAUAAGCGCUUCUCGCGGCAAGUGCAGGGUGUGUAUCCGCUGCGACGUCAGGACGUGCUGAAGUGGUACGGCUGGGGCUACAAAGACUCACAGUUCUAUGUGGACAAUGGCAUCAUCGGCUUCAAGGGUGACAAGUAUCCACUUGAAGGCUGCAUGUUGCCCUACUUCACCGAAUGGGUUUACAGUAAAUUCAAUUUGCGUAUCGAGAAGAAUUUACCCUCUCCGAAAAUGCCUACCGAGUUUCCGGCACCCACCGUGAAUGCGCCCUUCCUGCGUGAACUCGAAGCAACUAAGCUGACGAGCUCGCAGUCUGGCGAGGACCGUCUCAUACGCUGUCACGGUCAGACGCUGCACGAUAUCUACUAUCUUUGGCGCAAUGAAUUCAAGCGUAUUCCCGACAUAGUCGUCUGGCCGCACAGUCACGAGGAUGUGGUGCGGCUUGUGGCGCUCGCCAAUAGACAUAAUGUUGUGGUUAUACCGUAUGGCGGUGGCACCUCUGUGUCUGGCUCAAUUACUUGUCCGCAAGUAGAGCAACGUAUGAUCUGCGUGUUGGAUACGUCACAGAUGAAUCGUAUGCUGUGGCUGAAUAAAGCCAAUUUGACUGUGUGCUUUGAGGCGGGCAUUGUGGGACAGGAUUUGGAGCGCGAAUUGCAAAAACUCGGUUUGACUGUGGGUCAUGAACCGGACAGUUAUGAGUUUUCCACACUCGGUGGUUGGGUGGCGACACGCGCCUCUGGCAUGAAGAAGAACGUCUACGGCAAUAUAGAGGAUUUGGUGGUGCGUGUCCGUUUGGUUACCGCGUCUGGAGAGGUGCUGGAGCGUGAGUGUAUGGCGCCGCGUGUUUCGUGUGGUCCGGACUUCAACCAUGUGAUAAUGGGCUCCGAGGGCACACUUGGCGUUGUGACUGAGGUGGUGCUGAAAGUGCGUCCACUGCCCGCCGUGAAACGUUAUGGCUCGCUGGUUUUCCCCGAUUUCGAGAGCGGCGUACAAUUUAUGCGGGAAGUUGCGCGUCGCCGCUGCCAACCGGCGUCGGUGCGGUUAGUGGAUAACGAACAAUUCGUUAUGGGACAAACACUGAAGCCAGUGCGAGGCUGGUUGGCUGGUUUGCUGGAUUCAUUGAAGAAAACCUACAUCACGGCUUGGAAGGGUUUGGAUUUAACGAAAAUGUGUGCGGCAACUUUGCUAUUUGAGGGCAAUGAGGAAGAUGUGCGACGAGAGGAGGCGCUCAUUUAUCAGAUUGCUAAGCAGUUUAAAGGAUUUCCGGCAGGUGGUGAUAAUGGCGAACGUGGCUACAUACUAACAUUCGUCAUAGCGUACAUAAGGGAUUUCGCAUUAAACCAAGAGAUCGUUGCGGAGUCCUUUGAGACAUCUGUGCCAUGGGACCGCUGCAGUUCGCUGUGUCGGAAUGUGAAACGCCGUGUGGAAGCGGAAUGUCACAAGCGUAGCAUUAAGAACUUCAUCAUUUCCUGUCGCGUAACGCAGACCUACGACGCCGGCGCUUGCGUUUACUUCUACUUCGGCUUUAGGCACACCGGCAUUGCCGAUCCUGUCGCCACAUUCGAGCAGAUUGAGACGGGUGCACGCGACGAGAUACUCGCCUCGGGCGGCUCGCUGUCGCAUCAUCACGGCGUUGGUAAAAUACGCAGCCAAUGGUAUGAGAAUACCGUUUCCAAAUCCGGCAGUGCACUGUACCUGGCGGCGAAAAGACAACUCGACCCGAAAAAUAUUUUCGCCGCAGGAAAUUUGCUGACCAAAAAGAGUGGCGUAGAAGCGUCGCUGCAUCAAACCACCGUUGAGUCGAGUUCAUUAGUUAAGGCGAAACUAUAAAGUUCGAGUAUCAACCGAAAUGAAACCACAGAUAAGAGACAUUAGUUUUAUGUUGGCUUUAGCGAAAUGUAGUGGAAUUAACUCAAAAAGUUUGUCAUUUUUUUACUUUUGUAUUAGCGCUAGUUUAACAUGAGUGUUGUUGUACAUAAACUUAAUUUUCUUACUUAAUUAUUUAAUGUUUUGUUUAAGGACUUCAAUUCUGUCUUAUUGUAUGGAAUAUACUGUUAUAAUGGGUGAUUUUCUAAUUCAAACGUACGGUUCAUAUUUAUUACACUAGUUUACACUAACUAAUUUUUAUUAUUCCUCUUUACUGGCAUAUGGAACUUCGGUAUAUGCACGAUUAGAAAAGGUGUUUGAAGUUUUCUAGUACAGAAAAAAAAAAUAAAAUAAGACCCGUUAUAAAAAUUAA
Messenger RNA from Bactrocera tryoni, 2735 nucleotides. It is a transcript of the gene Agps, whose product is annotated as alkyldihydroxyacetonephosphate synthase. Gene Ontology annotation, biological process: lipid biosynthetic process. The transcript has 6 exons. The record is from RefSeq and is a predicted model, not a curated record. Gene Ontology annotation, molecular function: alkylglycerone-phosphate synthase activity; FAD binding. Bases 353 to 2326 code for a protein of 657 amino acids. Lineage: Eukaryota; Metazoa; Arthropoda; Insecta; Diptera; Tephritidae.